Rhineura floridana is the source of this 3754-nucleotide messenger RNA. It is a transcript of the gene WDPCP, whose product is annotated as WD repeat containing planar cell polarity effector. Gene Ontology annotation, cellular component: axonemal basal plate. Gene Ontology annotation, molecular function: protein binding. Gene Ontology annotation, biological process: establishment of protein localization; nervous system development; cilium organization. Bases 208 to 2268 code for a protein of 686 amino acids. The record is from RefSeq and is a predicted model, not a curated record. The transcript is spliced from 16 exons. NCBI's taxonomy places the organism in Eukaryota, Metazoa, Chordata, Lepidosauria, Squamata, Rhineuridae.
CAAAAUGGGCGGAUCCGUUCGGCCUCGUAAAACAGAAUCUCUGCUUCGCUGGUUGCCAAGUGACGACAGGAAAGCGCGCGCUUGAUAGAAAACGAUGGCUCGAAGAGAGCCAGUCUUAUAGCCGCCUCCAGUUGUCUGACGCCGUUCUUCGUGGUGCCUUAUUUUGCUUUUCUCCUCCCUGAGCGAAUUAGCUGUUGACUGCUACAGAUGACUGUCUUUCUUUCUGAAAUGCAUCUAUGGUCUUUGAAGAGCACCUUGCAUGUUGAAGACCAAGACAUUGGGAUCUAUCAUUACUAUGACAAAAAGGAGCCAGAACUGCAAAUGAAGUUUGGCUACUUAUAUGAGAAGCAACAUUUAGCAGAAUCUCGAGAUUAUCCUUGGGUACUUAAGAACAAACGUCCGGAAAAGCUGCGAGACACACUUAAGGAGCUAGAGGAACUGAUGCAAAACAGUCAGUGUGUGCUGAGCAAAUGGAAGAGCAAAUAUGUCUGUCAGCUCCUCUUUCAUUCAGGUGUACUGGUAUCCCUAAGUCUUUCUGGGCCACAGCUGGAGCGAGUGGUGAUUGACAGAACCCUGAUGGGGAAGCUCAUCUCCGACGCUAUCAGCGAUGCUGUUCUUACAGACAGUUUCAUGAUCUUGUCAUUUUGGGAGCAAAGCAAACUCUGCUUCAUUCAGUUCACAAAGAAGGCAAAUUCAUCUGAAGUAAACAUAAAGCUUGAAAAGCUCUCAUCCUUGGAUUUUAAGAUAUCUUAUGUUGACAUACCAGGGCUUGGGAAUAGAAGAACAAAGCAUCAUCUAGCAAUAAACAGCAUACAGGAUAUGGUUAUUUGCUGGUGGUCGAUGGCAAAGGAUGAAAUGUGGCCUUGGUCUCCUGGUUCCAGUGAAAGAGAAAGAGCCAACUUACUGCUCUUGAGAUGUAAACAUGGUAGUUUGGAGGUUCUGAGUUACACACGUACAGAUGGGGAUCCACUUGAUGCCACAUUUAGCUCAUGUCAUCCUUAUCAAAUUCAUACUGUAGAACACUGUUUCACUGCAGAUUAUGAGCCUAUGGCAGAUAGCUGCAUCUAUGAGUAUGUUAGGAAUAAAGUUCAAUGUGUGGCAGUCACUAAAAUACCACUAACAUCAAAGGUCAUCAGCUGCUGCCGGAACAUUACAGAAGACAAACUUAUUCUGGGAUGUGAAGAUUCUUCAAUAGUUCUGUAUGAAGCCUACCGUCAAGUGACUUUAUUAGCACAAGCAGAACUAUUGCCUGUCUUGAUGUGUUGCCACCCCAGUGGAGCCAUAGUCCUGGUUGGUAGUUCACAAGGGGAGCUCCAGCUGUUUGACAUGGCACUAUCUCCAAUUAAAAUGCAGCUUUUAGCUGAAGAUUUCUCAACCAAAUCAACUUUGCAGUUCAGUGAACAUUUCGAUGUAUCCAGCAGCCUCAUCCAAAUCCAGUGGGCUGCUCCUAAAGUUUCGUAUCAAAGUAUGAAUGAUGUAGAUAUCCAUGACCUUCUGUUACUUAGGUUUGACAAAGGACCUAUUGGAGUGCUUCAUUUUAAAGUAGGUGUUAUCCCAAGAGGCCAGCUUGGACUUGUGGAAAUCAUCCAGGAGUAUAUUCAUCAGGAUGAGAUAUAUGAGGCAAUUAAUAUCCUGAAUGGUAUGAACUGGAACACAAUGAGUCAUCAAUGCUAUAGAAGCCUAAGUGCCAUAGUAAACUAUCUUCUUAGACAAAAGCUGACUCCUACAAGAGAAGCACAGCUGGAGGCAAGCCUUGGAACUUUCUAUGUACCAUCAAGGCCUCUCUCUGAGACAACUGUGUUGGAAUACAGGGACCAGAUCAGCAGAUAUGCAAGAAGGUUCUUCCACCAUCUGCUCAGGCAUCAAAGAUUUGAAAAGGCCUUUCUGCUUGCUGUUGAUAUAGGUGCCCAUGACCUAUUUAUGGACAUCCAUUACUUUGCACUAGAUAAGGGUGAAUUGGCACUAGCUGAAGUGGCAAAGAAAAAAGCUACAGACAUUGACACAGAAUCGAUAACCGCUGGAGUUGAGAUUCCUGGACAUAUGGACAGAGAAGAUGCUUUAAGUGACACUUUUAUAAACCUGACUGUAUUGCCACAAGAGGACCAGAAAGUUCAAGACUAUCUCCCAACCUCCAGUACCAAUGCUCGAUACUUCACAAAUGUGACAUACAACAACUCUAACAGAGAACUUUCUGAAGAGUCAGGAAAACCAACCAGCUAUACUCUCAAGAUGGACCAGCUAAUAGCUGUGCUGUUAAAAUAUAUUUAGCCAAGUGCUUUAUAAACCACUAGUAAAUCCAUGUGACUCCCAACAUCCCUAACCUUCUUAUAAAAGUCUUUAUCUUCCUCUACAUUUCUACACCUGUAAAGUGAAGCUAAUACCUAAUAGCUAUUUUACUAGGGUGUUAUGAAAUUCAAUUAAUUAUUCUGAAUAACUUUAAAAUCAUUAGGUAGGGGUUUCCUCUUAAGGGAUAACGACUAUUAUUCUAAUCUAGCAAUACCAAUUAACAUAUUUAUCUGCCCAUUUCUAUUCCAGUGUGCUAUUAUUAUUAUUAUUAUUAUUUCCAUGCUAAUAGUUAUGGUGCAUGUAUGUUAAAGAGCUAAAAUAAGCCCUUCAACAUUUCUGUUCAAGAAUUUUCCUUGAACAAAGGAAAAAGCUCUACAGCUUUGUAAAGAAUUUACCAUCUUUUGCAGUUAGAAACCUAAUACUGUUUUACUUUUCCACCAUUAACAUUACUGUAUCAUUUACAUGACAAUACCACAUUUUGCAGAUACGGAGUUUCAUUCUGCUUUAAUGCUAACUACAGUCCUUAGCCAAAACUGCAUGGUUUCCAUUUUUAGUGUUGGACCUCAUUCCAUUUGUCGAGCCUAUCAAAUCUCUGCUAUGUUUAUGUUUGCUUUGCCAAACGCAUUUCCUUCAGCAUCUUUAAUGCCAUUUUGGACCAUACAUUGUAAGAUUUCAGUAUACAGUUACAAGCCCUCAUUAGUUUUGUUCAUAUGGAUGUAUUCUACUUGUAGGAGCAAGGCUCUGCAUGUUUAUAGAACAUGUAAAAGUAUUUAGGCAUCCUUUUCUGCACUAUGGUAGGAACAGGUAGUUACAGAACGCAUCAUGCAUUGUUUCUCUCAAAUUCUCCCCCUGCCCCCAACAGCUAGUUGUCUUUUUUUCUUAAGACUCUCGAGUCAGGAAGCAAUGUCAGCAUGCCAAUAAUAUUAAAGGUGUGUCAGAAAGGGUGUAAUAUAAAAAUAAUAGAUGUCAAAACAUUCUAAUCAACCUCCCUUUGAUUCACAGAAGUUUGAACAAACUGGUUUACCUGGAUAGUAAUUAAGUUGAUGAUGGUGUUAGAGUGGAUCCAUUUUCUUAUUAUAUAUUUUUAAAAAAUAAGCCUAUGUUUACAGACCUUAAUUUUGUAAAUAAAUUUGGGAAUGAAAAAUGGCAGCACUUUCUAAAAGAUUCAGAAAAGGAAUGCAUCUAAGCCACUAGAUCAAAAAGGCAAGAAAUAUCAUCUCAGGAUCACAUAAUUUCUGUCUUGCCUAAUAUUACUUGUCACCACCAUAUGCAACUUGCAUCAGAAGGCAUUCCAAGGGGAGAAAGGGGGACUUUAAUCAGUCAGAUACCAAGCACAGUUCUUACAUUGCACACCUGUGGGCUUCACAUAGUCCCUUGCAACUCUAUUACCCCUUUUAGACAUAUGCCCAUAUAAUUUCAGGAAGAUCUGGUAAGACACAAGUUAGAAUCGUAUGCACAAUUACACAUG